This is a messenger RNA of Porites evermanni, 861 nucleotides long. NCBI's taxonomy places the organism in Eukaryota, Metazoa, Cnidaria, Anthozoa, Scleractinia, Poritidae. The record is from the annotation of a GenBank genome assembly.
AUGGCGGCUGUACCAAGAGAGAGCUUACAAGUGGAACCGGCCGUAAAGGCGAGAGCAGCUAACAGAGAUCUAAACCAAAAGAACAAUCGCGCAGCGCACAACUGGCUUAAGGUGCGGAAGGCUCUAGAAAGAGAAAAGGCACAUUGGAGGAAAGGUGCCGUGGAUGAUCGAAACAAGUUGUUGAAGCAACGCGAAGAGCUGCGAAAUACCUCGCUGAAUUUGACGAGAUCAGACUCUUUGAACUCUGAACAAGCAGCUGCUGUUGUUCCAUCCGGGGUGACGCGUCAGAUGUCCCUGAAAGAUGUUUACGAGGCUCUGCUUAAAUCGAAUCGCGAAAAAGACGAUGCUGGCUCUGUAAGGAGUGUUAAAUCAGAACCCUCUUUAAGGAGGGCCUCGACAAUCAGCUUCGAACAGAAGCGAAUUGGACGAAAACCAAUUAACUUUUCUCUACAAGGCUUACAGAAGGCAAACAGCAACCUGCAAAGUAAACGGCAGGCAGUUGAUAAAGCACAACGAUUGUCGGUUGACGACAAAUCUGACCACAAUACAAGGCCACAAUCAGGUCCGCCAGAAAGUCACUUUGAUUUGAACGAGGAGGAACUCAGUUUAGGUCCAACGCUUAAACUUCCGCCAACCCAUCUACCGCCUAUAAGACGGAGCGUGGGUUUUAAGCCAAGGGUCAGAAACUUCAACAAGGAUGAAGCUUUUAAAGCGCGGGUGCAUGGUACAGAAUACACACUUGACGAUAUCCGCUACUGUCGCUACUUAAGAAAGAGAUCGGGACGCACGCGAUCGGAUCCGACUGAUGCGAAAAAAAUCUCGCACUUUCAACGAAAGUCCGCCGACCAAAAGGAGAGAUGA